UGUGCAGUCCGAUCCCGUCGAUCUGGGUGCGUUUUAUUUAAAUCACCGCGUUAAGAAAAAAAAAGCAGAGACUUUCACCGGAAUGCACGAGUUUUCUCUCUGAUUUAUCAUUCCUGCAGGGUUUUCUUGUCUUCUUGCAUAUGGGAAGAAUGUGAGAAUGGAGCGGGAGAAAAAUACAAGGGAGUGGAAACGGACUGAGCUCGAGAGAUAAGAAAAAAAGCAAGAGAGGCCGUCCAUUUUGUCAGAGGAGCAAAAAAAAAAAAAAAAAAAGGAGAGAGAAGAUGGAAUUCAAGCACAAUUUGGAGGAAGGAGAAAAUAUGGAGAAACGCGCGCGCGGUGCCUUAAAAAUGGGAUGAAUAUUUGGGAUGUGGUGUGUUGAUGAUUCGGAGAGAGAAAAAAUGGAAAGAUGAACCAGGCAUGAUGAAGCUGCUGCAUCUUCUUCAUCCUCAUCAUUCGGUCCUGUCUGUCCUGACCUGGAUUUAUUUCGGAUUAAAUCCGCACACACCCGGGUUUAACCCGGGAUUGUAAUCUCGGUUGUAGGAUUGAAGAUUGUGCACCGUUGCAGACUUUAUGAAGUGGCCUAGUAUGCAUCAUCUAGUGUGCAUCAUCUAGUGUGCACGGAUCCGCAUCCUGAGCAUCUCACCUGUACCCUCUCAGAUGAAAAGGUCAAAGGUAGACACCAAUUACAGCUACAUCGUCAUUAAAGGAACAUCACUAAUCUACAUAUUUUUGGAUUUGAAGAUCCACAGUUUGUAUCUUGACACUGAAUGUCUGACUCUCAGCUAGGACAGAUAUCAGAAUACACUUUCUUUUUUUUUUUUUAGAAAUUCAUUUUUCAUUCCAGUCUGACGUGGUUGGAGUUAAAGGGAUGUAUUUGUAUUGACUUUUCCACUUUUGGAAGUGUGAAGGGGUGUGAUGUCCAUAAUCAAGAUCACACCUGAGCGCUGAUCUGCAUCUCGUCUGAAACCGGACGCAGCGUUACCGAGAAAACUGUACAAGUCCUUUAAAGGGAAAAUCCAACAUUUCUGGAAUUAAAAGAGACACCUUAAAGGUUUCUGUUGGGGUUUUUAAAUUAUUAUUAUUUUUUUUAGAGCGGUCCGUAAUUGAGAUCACUGCUGAGGAGAACGGGCUGCUGUGGGAGAGUGUGGAUCCUUUAAAGGGUAACUCAGAGCUAGCUGGAAUUAAAUGGAGACGUUCAGGGUUUCUUUAAUAAGCAGUGCAGCACCAGUGGAGACUUCCUGACGUUUACAAAAAGCACACAACUGAUCACCUGAGGAAUGAGGGUUCUUCCUCAGUAAGAGCUCUCUGGCAGUGGGUUUUGAACACACAACCUUCUGAUUAAUAGCACAGAACCUUAACCACUUAGCACUUUUCCAGAAUCCAGUGCAGCUGGAGCUCGGUGCUUCCUCGAUUUUCCUCAUCCUCGUCUCGUUUAAUCGUCCUCAGGGUUAAAGGGGGGGGGAGGGUGAAAUAAACAGUGCUGGAUUUUUGCACUUUCUCCCCCUCGGACAUUCACUGUGCUGGAUGUGUUUGUAGUGGAUAACCUCUGAUGACCCCUAGUUACACUCCGGAGUGCGUUCCAGAGCGCGUGCGUGCUUUCCCGAGUGCUGCUGGAGGACGGGUUGGAUUGAAACCCUACGAGACCGUGAGAACUGACCAAGAGGAGGAGGAGGAGGAAGAAGGAGAUAUGAGCUGUGGAUGGUGGUGAUGAUGAUGAUGCUGGAUACACAGAAUGCGACUCAGGAGCUGGGGGAGGAGGUGGAGGACGGCGCCGUGUUCUCCAUCUCGGUGCGCAGGGUACAGGUGCAGCCGUCGGUCAGUAAGGGGCAGCGCUGGCUGGGCGUGGACUCGGACUCGGCGCUGAGUCUGUACGAGACGAGUAAACUGCGCACCAUUAAGGCGGGGACGCUGGAGAGGCUGGUGGAGUACAUGGUCUCCUCCUUCAGAGAGAACGACUCCACCUACGUCACCAUCUUCCUCUGCACAUAUCGUUCAUUCACCACCACCAACCAGGUGCUCGACCUCCUGCUCAACAGAUACGCUAAACUGCAGCACCUGCCGGGGUCAGAAGGUCACAGACUCACACACGAUGACCGCACCGAGCUCAGGAACACCAUCUCGUCGAUCCUGGGAGCGUGGCUGGAUCAGUACUCGGAAGAUUUCUGGAAGCCGCCGGAAUACAGCUGCCUCAGACGCCUCAUCUCCUACCUGCAUGUCAACUUCCCCGGAUCAGACCUGGAGCGACGAGCCUGCAACCUGCUCGCACAGUUCCACCGCAGACUGCAGCAAGAACCUGAGCCUGAGGUGCUGGAUCACGGGUCGUGUCCCUUCUCCCUCCUGGAGGAGAACGGUUAUGAGGAUGAUCGGCCAGACUUCCUGACCUUUGACCCCACGGUGGUAGCCGAACAGUUCACCCUCAUGGAUGCGGAGCUGUUUAAGAAGGUGGUGCCAUAUCACUGUUUGGGCAGCAUCUGGUCUCAGAGGGAUAAGAAGGGAAAAGAACAUCUGGCUCCCACCAUUCGAGCCACUGUUACUCAAUUCAACUGUGUGACCAACUGCGUCAUCUCCACCUGCCUGAGCGACCGCACGCUCAAACACACACACCGCGCCAAAGUGCUCGAGCGCUGGAUCGAGGUGGCCCGGGAGUGUCGGAUCCUGAAGAACUUCUCGUCUCUGAGGGCGAUCCUCUCGGCGCUGCAGUGUAACGCUGUCCACCGGCUCAAGAGGACGUGGGACGAGGUGUCGCGGGAGAACGUACGCAUCUUCCACGAGCUCUCCGAGAUCUUCUCCGACGAGAACAACCACUCGCUCAGCCGAGAGCUGCUCAUUAAGGAAGGAACGUCCAAAUUUGCAACGUUAGAGAUCAACCCGAAGAGAGCACAGAAGAGACAGCAGCAGCCCAGAGACCUGAGUGUGAUGCAGGGCACCAUCCCGUACCUGGGCACCUUCCUGACAGAUUUAGUGAUGAUGGAUACUGCCAUGAAGGACUACGUGGACGGUGGUCUGAUCAACUUUGAAAAGAGAAGGAAGGAGUUUGAGGUGAUCGCUCAGAUUAAGCUGCUGCAGUUGGCGUGUAAUAACUACAAUUUCAGGAGGAACGCUCGGUUCAGAGAGUGGUUCAGUACUGUGGAAAAACUCACAGAGGCUGAGAGCUACUGUUUAUCGUGUGAGAUCGAGCCUCUGUCCGAGUCAGCCUCCAACACGCUGAAGGCGAAAAAGAACACAGGAAUCAUCAAACGUUGGAGCGAUCGUCAGCCGGUGAGUUCCUCUGAAGCGAGCUGCAGCAGCGCAGGAAGUUCUCACUCCAAAUCGUUCGAUCAGCUGCGUUACCCGCCAUGUUCGAGCAGCGUUGGAGGAGGAGGAGGAGGAGUGGAGAGGGACGACAGGAGAGGAGAGAGAGGAGGAGAAAGAGGAGACGACUCGCUCAGCGUCACCUCCGCCGGCUCCAGCAGCUCGGACGUGGAGGAGAUCAACAUCAGCUUCAUCUCCGAUUCCCCCGAUACGCAUGAGAAAAAGACGUCGACGCCGUGUGUAAAACAUUCACACUCUUCGUUAGGGAAGUGCGGCCCCAUUGGAGAUCUGACACCCACGUUCUGGGAGUCCACGUCUCUCUCGUCUCUGGACGCAGCGUCAGGUUCAGGCUCCAGCAGCGCCUCGUCCUCCUCUGUCUCGUCCACUCCGCACACGUCCACACCGCACUCGUCCUCCCGCUCGCACAAGCGCUCCGUCUCUGGCGUGUCCAGCUACUCGUCCCUCUCUCUUCCUCUCUACAAUCAGCAGGUGGACGACUGCUGCAUCAUCAGAGUGAGUCUGGACGUGGAGAACGGCAACAUGUACAAGAGCAUUCUGGUGACGAGUCAGGAUAAAACCCCUGCAGUGAUCAGGAAGGCGAUGGUCAAACACAACCUGGACCGAGAGAGACCUGAGGAUUACGAACUCGUGCAGAAAAUCAGUGAGGAUAAAGAGCUGAAGAUUCCAGACAACGCCAACGUGUUUUACGCCAUGAACUCGUCAGCCAACUACGACUUCGUCCUGAAGAAGCGCGGCUUCCCCCGAGUGACUCGCACCAAACACGUAGCGAGCUCCACGCUGCCCCGCAUGAAGCAGAAAGGCCUGAGGAUUGCUAAGGGCAUCUUCUGAAAAACUCAAACUCCCAUAAUACCACAGGGCUUGUGGAUACCGCCGCUGAGGUCAAACGUCAGGCCCUACAAACUGGGAGGGAAUAAAAAAGUCACUGCCAGCUCAGGGGAGGCCGUUUAAGCAUGGCUGUGGAUGUGUGCUCGUGUUUACAGACUCCCGAGAGCUGCCUUCUAGCCGUGAGGUCACUUCCUGUGCCCACUGAGAAGGGGGUCACUUCCUGUGUCGCUACUAAAAGGGUCACUUCUUGUGUCGCUUCUGAGAUCGCUUCCUGUUGAGUGCUGUGUUGCAGACAGCCUAUACUGCCAGAUUAAGGAUGACUCGGAGCAGCGGACAUGUGACCUGGUGUUACUUUUAAAAGUAUCCUCCUGCAACAACAACAAACACAAACACUUAAGGUUCCGAGCGAAAUCGUGCUAUCCAUUCAUAUUGGUGUGCGAGGGUUUUUCCUUUUUUUGCCAAACAUUACAGAGACUAAAGAGACGAUCGAACAUGUCGAGUAUUUUUGGGCUUUUUUGAGUUCUUGAAAUGAGAAACAAAAAAAAAAGUUGUUUUUUUUGUCUUUUGUCAAUGAUAACGUGUCUGUUUUUGUUAAAAGGGCAUUAUAGCUAACAGCAAGCACUCCUCUCACAUGACUCUUCUCCAUCCACGUUCUCCAGACUGUAUGCGAAAUAUCCACCUUGUUUUUAUUGUUUGCCACUUCGACUAUUAUUGCUAGCAUAUUUUUUUUCAUUUCAGCAAUUAGCAACAGUAUUUUAAAUAACUAUUAGCCUGGCUAGCUAGCUGAGUAAGCUAACUAGCCAUACUACGAAUUCAGCAUCAGCAGUUAAUGUUAUAGCGUUUCCACAUCCGAUUGUAAGUGCCACUGCUGCUGCUAGCUCUUCAAAAAAAAAAAACAGGAAGUGUGAUUGAUUUAUUACUGACGUAUAAAUUUGAAAAUAAGGAACUGUUAGCUUGGCGUGAACAUACCACUAAAACCCUGUGAGGAACUAGCGGGAGUUAGUGCUGAACUACAGCAACAUUAAUGGGAUAAAAGCUACAGUACAGCACACAUGCUUCGAAGUGGCUGCACCACUAGGGGGAGUUAAAGUGCCACUGCAAAUACUACAUAAUGCAAAAACGCAAAAUUUACGUCGAUAUGUCGAUAAAUUGGUUUUGUUUUGCACUUGAGAGUGACUUACAGUCCGGAAAACACGGCCUUGUCCUGGUGUCUCGUUUUUUGAGUAUUAUCGUCUUUUGCGUGUUUUUUUUCCCGUUCUUCUGAUUGGUGCUAACUAACGCUGAGGUCAUCCUGCAGGUGAUCCCGCUAUUGCUAUUUACAGCCUCGUGAUGCUAAAGGAGCCGGAUGGAUGACACUUAGUUUGUGCGGUCAGAAACGUGUCAGUGGCGGAGAAAAGAAAAUCGAGAGAAAAAAAAAAGAAAGGUAGCGCAAAUGUUUUCCGGGAUGAGAGUUGCUAGCUUAAAUUUCUAAAAAUGUGAAAAGCUUUUUUUUCUUUCCUGAGUAUUUCUUUGAAUUUUUUUUGUAAAAAAAUAAAAUAAAAAAAGUUGACUUUUAAAGUCAAAAUGAACGUAACGUAUUGACGUAUUAUGAAUGAAUUAACAGAUUAACAUAUUAAGAAUGUAUCGUAUCGCUACGACAUGCGUCCUCAUGUUUUACCCAAAAUGCCCGUCACGCCACAACGAUGACCCCUGCUAGCGCAUUACUCAAAGAGAAAAUUCGACCUGCGCUGUGGUUAUGACAAUUUCCUGCCGAGUCUCUACGAGCCGAGUGAUUGGUUGAUCUGGAAAAGACGAAACGAAGACGUAAAAGUGGGGAAAAAGCGUCGCUUUGUGAUUUUUUUUUCGUGGAAACGUGGAACACGAGAACAAAAUCCACUGAAUUUAAUCACGGACAUUCCAAAAAUUAAGCAUAAUAACGUAGCACGUUUGCGAAAUAAGAGGCAGCAUCGCUUCGUUCUCACUCCUGGAAUUAGAGUAUGAUGUAAUCAACUAAGUGUGAUGUCAUGAGGUUCAGAAAUUUUAGGGCUCUAAAACACCAAGCUGACCUGGUGGGGUGGGACUCAGAUAUAUUUGUGAAUUUUUUCAACACAUUUUUCUAGUUUUAUUGUUAAUUUGCAUACUGCCGCUUUAAAUAGUAUGGCACCUAGUAGUAGCAAAGUUUUUUGGGUUUUUUUGGCUGUGCCCAAAAUUGCUUACUGCUGCUUUAAAUAGUGUUGCACUGUGUAGUACAGUACUAUAAGAUAAUGCUAAUCUGGUAGCUAGGCUAGUGGUUUUUUUUGUUGUUUUUUUGUUGUGCCCCAAGUUACAUGCUGCCUCUUUAAGUGUGAUAGUUUGGCACUACCUAAUACAGUACUGAUAUAAAAGCAGCCUGACUAGAGUUGUUUUGACUUUCCCAGUACAGUAACACAGGAUCCUCUUUUAAAUUGCAUACUGUUGCUUUAAAUAGUGCUGCAUUGAGUAGUACAGCACUACAGGAUUCAGCUUCAAAUUGUGUACUGCCGCUUUAAAUAGUUGAACACUAGUACAUCAUAUUUAGUACAGCACUGUGUGUCAUGGGACACACAAGAUUCAUUUUUCUUUACAGCGUUUUGAAUUUGGAGACGAAUAAGACGAACAGAUCACUGCCCCCUCUUGGUGUGUAGAGUUAUUUCCUUUAAUAAAUGUCAGCUUGGUGUGUUAUGGCCCAAUGAGAAAGAGAGAGAGAGAGUGAGAGAUUGUGUGUGUGUGUGUGUGUGUGUGUGUGUGUGUGUUUUGGAGGACAUUGUGUUUUGUUUCGGAGAAGCGGAAGAACAUGAGCUUAAGACUGAAUCCUCGGGUUGCGUCUCAAUCCUGUUCACUCCCUUUAAAGUCAAGACGAGGCUUUAGGACCACACACACACCUACUGAGUUUUCAGCAACUGUGUGUUCUUUAGAUAACGUGUGUGUGUGUGUGUGUGUGUGUGUGUGUGUGUGUGUGUGUGGCAAAAAGGGCCAAAGAUCCUACAGAUCAUUUUUCAAAAAUAUCAUAAACACUUAAAGACUCAUGAACACUGCCUGUUCACGAGAACACACACACACUCUCUUCAUAUUUAACACAAACACUUUUCAUAUCGUACACACUCAGCACGUUGGUGCCAUUGCGCUCUUUUACUUAUAAAGAAAAAAAACUAACAUGAUAACACGUCUGAUUUUUUAAGUUCAUUUUGUAUAUUUCAAGUUGUAAUUUUUGUACAUGAAAUGUUCAUUGUAGCUUUGCUUUUAUUUCCUGUGUGUGUGUGGGGGGGGCGCUCGCGCCACUAUUUAUUAAAUUUGUAAAUACUUUUUUGCAGCAUUGUACAUUUUGUUUUCUCUUCCUUGUAAUAUACAAAUUAAUAUAUAUGUAAAUAUUGAGUAUAUACGGCUGCAAGGUUUAUAUACCGCUGUAACUCCGAGCUCUCCAUCCACUUCUCAUUCUCCGUUUGUCUCGUGUGGAUUUUUUUGUACGACAGUUUUGAUUUUGAUAUUGCCCCCCCCCCCCCCCCCCCCCCCGCCCCAACUUCACUGUUUCUAUUGUUGGAGAGAGA
Molecule: messenger RNA, 7679 nt
Organism: Ictalurus furcatus (blue catfish)
Lineage: Eukaryota; Metazoa; Chordata; Actinopteri; Siluriformes; Ictaluridae
Product: ral guanine nucleotide dissociation stimulator-like
Exons: 17
Coding region: 1699-4140 (813 amino acids)
Biological process (GO): Ras protein signal transduction; positive regulation of GTPase activity
Cellular component (GO): plasma membrane
Molecular function (GO): guanyl-nucleotide exchange factor activity
Source: RefSeq, a predicted model, not a curated record